Molecule: messenger RNA, 846 nt
Organism: Chroicocephalus ridibundus (black-headed gull)
Lineage: Eukaryota; Metazoa; Chordata; Aves; Charadriiformes; Laridae
Gene: CFAP299
Product: cilia and flagella associated protein 299
Exons: 7
Coding region: 72-740 (222 amino acids)
Source: RefSeq, a predicted model, not a curated record
CCGGCACGUGCGGGCGCCGCCGUUGCGCCUGGCUCGCGCCGCCGCCCCGGGCCGGCCGGUCGGGGGUGGUGAUGGCGGGCGGCGGCGCCGGCCCGCCGCGUCCCCGCUCCUACGAGGAGUACCUGCAGGAGCAGGUGGCGGCGCGGGACCUGCGCUACCUGGAGAGUGAGGCGGUGGCACGGCAGCUGGUGGAGCUGGGAUUCCGUGGCUCAGGGAACGUGCUGCGGCGGGAGGAGUUUGAGGCCCAGGUGGCAGCAGCGGCAGUGGCAGCCCCCCAGAAGUCACUAGCAAGUGUCGGAAAAGAACUGAAAGACAACUUUUUGCGGGCCCUGGCAGAGAGAGAGGAAGCCAAUCUUACUGGAAAAAUUUCUUCCAUAAUCUUCAUUCGUGACCGAAAUUCUCGUCACCAGGAGGUGUCUGCGUACAUCGACUAUGCCCACAGGCUGACAACAGAUGAUUUUGAAGUCUACUUCAGUGGGAAGAAAAGGCUUUUCCCUCGGAACACUGAUCUGAGCUUUUACAACUGGGAUAGAAAUGUCAGCACUUCACAUUCCAGCCCAAAUUACCAAGUGAUUGCAGAAAAUGCCUGUGGACUGCUCUUCAAGAACAAAAGUGAUAGGAAAACAAUAAAUGUGGAUCCCAAGGCCUACCCAGGAGACGACACCACACGGACGCCUGUUGAAACACAUCUCUAUCUCCACGUCGUUAUCUAUGACCACAUCGUCAGAAGAGGGACCUAAGACUCUUUUUCAGGUAGGCUUGGACCUCUCUUGAGCAGCUAACACCGUCUAAUACGGACCAAGCCACUCACAAGGUCGCGGGGAGAAGUUGUACCAAAUAGACAGG